This is a messenger RNA of Drosophila willistoni, 3781 nucleotides long. Its product is annotated as phosphatase and actin regulator 4. Gene Ontology annotation, biological process: actin cytoskeleton organization. Lineage: Eukaryota; Metazoa; Arthropoda; Insecta; Diptera; Drosophilidae. Gene Ontology annotation, molecular function: actin binding. The record is from RefSeq and is a predicted model, not a curated record. The transcript is spliced from 11 exons. Bases 453 to 3644 code for a protein of 1063 amino acids.
AAUAAAAGUGAAACCACUAAAAAAAAAACUAACGAAAAAAAGUGACACAGAAAGUGCGAGUGACGACGACGGUGCCAGGUAGUAGUUUCCACUCAGUGGAAAGAAGGAAAGAAAAAAAGAAAGAAAGAAAAAAAAUCAAGGUGAACACAAAAGUGUGACAAACACAAAAACUUAACGAGCGCUCUCCAACACGGACCACAGACGAAGGAGAGGGGUGUGGAGUGUGGGACGGAACGGUGCUCGGGCGCAUGUUUGCGGCUAAUUAGGCGAUCAAACAAACUAGAAAAAAGAAACAAAAAAAAACGAAAUAAAGCAGAGCAACAGUUUCAAAUCAACAACAACAAAACACACACAUCACGUGACAAUGGCACGGCGAUAGAAAUUGCGUGACAUUCAUUUUGAAGUAGCCCCUAGGAUCCACCCUGCACCACCCACCCAACCACUCACACAUCAUGUCUUUGAGGAGCAACAAGUUGCAGAGCCAACAAUCGACGGCCAGCAAUGGUAGCAACGGCAGCAACAACAGCAAUAAUAGUGGAACAAAUGUAACACAACAACAGCAGCAACCGCCGCCAAUGGUCUAUCAGCAGCAGCAACAGCAACUUUUGGCUCAACUCCAGCAGCAGCAUAAAUUUCAAGCCCAACAGCUGCAAUUGGCGGCAACAUCACCAAAUGCCAAUGGCAAAUACAUCACAACUACCAAUAAUGGCAGCGGCAACGGCGGUGGCAAUACAAGUCGCAAUAAUCUGGCCACUCUAGUGGCAGCUAUCAAUGGUCAUGAGCAUCAGCAGCAGCAGCAGCAACAGCAAUCGCCAUCAUCUGCUGGCUAUCAAUUAUCACCAGCAGCCGCUUCGCGGGUGGCUCAUGCACCACCGCAUUCGCCCUUGGGACCGCCAUCGUAUAGUGCUGCAACUGCAACAUCACUGCAACAGCCGGCCUUCUCAUAUUUUGCUCCUCAGCCGUUGCAUCAUCCAUAUCAUCAUAAUCAUCAUCACCACCAGCAACAGCAGCAGCAGCAACAACUACAGCAACAGCUGCAACAGUUACCACCACCUGAUCUCACCGAUGGCAUUGAUCAGCCACAUGCUGGACAAACUGGUGGUGGUGGCUCUCCACCCGAUUCACCCAAUGCAAAUGGCCAAACGGCCGCCGAACUGGAGCAACAACUCUGCGUGGUGGCCAAAAUGCAAAAAUCAGUGACCAUUACGGUAACACCGCAGCGUAGCAAUUCAAUGGAUUUUCUCAAUUUUGAAGAGAAACGUCAACUGAUAGCCUCAUCGUUAUCGUUGUCCGAUAUUCUGCAUAGCAAUAAUCAACAGCAGCAGGUCAAGGAGGCAGCUAUCAAUGGCAAUCAAAGUGCUAAAAAACAAAAUGGAGCCGCUAUACGCACAAAUAGUUUGGGCUCCGGCACACGAACUCCACCCCUGGAACGUAAAAGUAAACUGAGCGCUCUGGGUAGAUUCUUUAAGCCAUGGAAAUGGAGACGGAAAAAAAAGAGCGAAAAAUUUGAGGCCACCUCCAAGUCUUUGGAGCGUAAGAUUUCUGUUCGUGCCAAUCGUGAUGAGUUAGUGCAAAAGGGCAUUCUUCUACCAGAAAGUCCAUUGGGCAAUAUACCAGAACCAGGCGAGGAGUCGUACUACAAUACCAACAAUAGUGGAGCCACUGCCAAUGGUUCUAUACUCUCUGCCGUCCAUAAUAAUUCCAUAAAUCAAGCCAACAAUUCCAUAAAUGCCACAACAUAUGGCUCUGCCGGCAAUCCGCUAAUCUCCUCCAACCAGCAGCAGCAGCAACAACAACAAGGACUACCAAGUUCCAUUUCUGUGCAACAGUUCAAUGCAAAUUCCAUGCUCAAUGGAUCGAGCGGUGUCGGUGGCCUCAACCAACAGAAUUCCAUGGCCAAUGGCUGCAUUGUUGGCGGGCAUAAUGCCAGUGGCAACGAUGGCGCCUCGGACACAUCAUCCCUAAGCGGCGGAGUGCCCCAUUCACAGUCAGCACCACAGCAAUUGGGUGUGGGCCAACCGCCGCCACCUUUAACACCUCUGGCCCAACAUCAUCAGGCUUUGGCCCAGCAGCUGCAACAGCGAUUUGCCAUCAGCAAUAAUAAUGAACCAAGAAAAGACAAGACUGAUGCACAACAACAACAACAACACGGUGGAAAUGGCACAAUAUCAACGCCCAACAUUGAGCAGCCAACAUGUCAGGGCUCCAUGCUGCCGCCACCUGGCGGCGGUGGCGGUAAUGAUUCCAAUAAUAAAUUGGAAAGGCCCAACACAUUGGGUGGGGCCAAUAAGCUGACGCGUCGCGGAGUCAACAUUUGCUACCACAAUGAGCACUAUGGCGAUGAUGGUAAAAUGGUUGCCGGUCCACCGGGCAGUACACCACCACCAUAUGGCGGAGGUAAAUUGCCACCAGGCGUUAUGCUUAGCGAGCUACCAGAGCCACCAAUACCCGUAUCAGAGAUUGGACCCAUCCCACCGCCGCCAAUGUUCUCCACGCCGAGCCCCACGCUCAUCGCUGGACGACCGCACGGGCCAGGCGCCAUGAACGAUCAGGACUAUCAGCAUCAGGAUUAUGAUUAUGAUGAUCACGAUCCCGAUCAAGAUGAGCUAGAUUCAGAUGAUGAGUAUGCCCCAUAUGGUGGUGGCAAUCAUGUACGUGUUAUGGAUACACAGCGCGUUGAGGAAAUUCCAGCCAAAGAGCCAAAACCAAAUGCAGUUCCUCUAAAAUCGGCGCUCAAGAAGAAAGUUGGUAUGCCAACAUCGGCCUCAACACCCGUAACGCCCACCCAAGAGCAUCACAAUAAUGGCGGCGGUGGCGCCACAAGUAAUGCCACAGCUGCGGCAAUUUCAAAUAGUAAUGGCGGCAUUGGUUCUAUGGCAGCGGCAGCAGCUGCCGCUGCACAACAAUCGGCAAGUCAACGUCCUUUGGUGGUGCGUCAAGAUGCCACAGGGAAUAACUAUUCGCUCAAGCCAAUACUACGACCACGGAUUAGAAUAUGCAGGCAACAAAUGUUUAACAUCCAACUGCCGUGCACUGUGGAGAAUAAAGAGAACACACGACCCUUUGUGAUACGGGAGAGUAGCAGCGAUAGCGAUGAGAGCGAUGGCCAUAUUGUCUAUCGCGACGAUGACAAUGAUAAUACACGAUUAGCCAAAUUGGCACGCAAAGAAUCACUAUCACUGAAAUUGCAAUUGCGACCCGAUAAACAGGAUUUGAUCAAUCGUAAUAUAUUGCAUCAGGUCACCGAUAAUGAGCUCAAAGAAUCCAAGGAGGCAAUCGGAGCACGACUCAUACGACGUCUGUCCAUGCGGCCCACUGCCGAGGAGCUUGUCGAGCGUAAUAUAUUGAAAACUCAAUCACCCGCCGAGGAAAAGAAACAAAAAGAGGAAAAGAAAUCGUAUCUGUUGCGUAAGCUCAGUUUUCGGCCAACUGUCGAAGAGUUGAAAGAGAAAAAGAUCAUACGAUUUAAUGAUUAUAUUGAGGUAACGCAGGCUCACGACUACGAUCGUCGUGCGGAUAAGCCAUGGACAAGACUGACGCCAAAGGAUAAGGCUGCCAUACGGAAGGAGCUCAAUGAAUUUAAAUCCUCGGAAAUGGCAGUCCACGAGGGCAGUCGGCAUUUGACGAGAUUCCAUAGGCCAUGACGAUUGCAAUGGCAGCAACUUUCCAACAAAUUACAACAGAAACAACCGAAACAGCAAAUGUAUUUUAUGAUGCAACAUCAAAUUGUCAACAAAUAUUUAAAGGCAAAACAUUAAGAAAAAUGCAUAAACUAAACUAA